AUGGCGUUCAGCAUGACUCACCAGAUCGGGAGUUUGGCAGGUGCGACGGCAGUGCUGACGGAUUCCACCUCGAAUACCGGCGAGUCGCCGGCGUCGGCGGUGUGGAAGUCGCCGGUGGCGAAUCUGAGGUGCAAGGCGGUAAGGACGGACGGCGUGGAGGGGUUGUCUCCGCCGCUGACCCCGUGCAUGUCUCCGGCACCGAGAUCUGUGCGGCCGGAUCUGACGGCGGCGUGUCAGGCGUUCGCGACGGAGGUGGAGGUGGCGGAGGAGAAGGAGUACGGCGUCGGAGGGAAGGAGAACGGAGAGGGGAAGGGCGUACCGGUGUUCGUGAUGAUGCCGCUGGACAGCGUGACAGCUGGGAAUACGGUGAAUCGGAGGAAGGCGGUGAACGCGGCGAUGGCAGCGCUGAAGAGCGCGGGGGUGGAGGGGGUGAUGAUGGACGUGUGGUGGGGUAUGGUGGAGAGAGAGAAACCUGGAGAGUAUAAUUGGGGAGGAUACGUGGAGCUGAUGGAAAUGGCCAAGAAACACGGUCUCAAGGUGCAGGCUGUGAUGUCCUUUCAUCAAUGUGGCGGUAACGUCGGAGACUCUUGCAACAUUCCCUUGCCCAAAUGGGUUGUGGAGGAGAUGAACAACGAUCCCGAUCUUGCAUAUACUGAUCAAUGGGGAAGAAGAAACUAUGAAUAUGUAUCACUUGGAUGUGAUACUUUGCCUGUGCUCAAGGGCCGAACCCCAGUUCAAUGUUACGCUGAUUUUAUGCGUGCUUUCCGAGACACUUUCAAGCACCUCCUUGGUGAUACCAUUGUGGAAAUCCAAGUUGGAAUGGGUCCAGCCGGUGAGCUGCGUUACCCUUCUUACCCGGAGCAAAACGGGACCUGGAAGUUCCCAGGAAUUGGUGCUUUUCAAUGCUUUGACAAGUAUAUGUUAAGUAGUUUAAAAGCUGCCGCUGAAGCUGAGGGUAAGCCAGAAUGGGGAAGCACAGGCCCUACUGAUGCUGGCCACUACAACAACUGGCCAGAAGACACACAAUUUUUCCGCAAAGAAGGUGGAGGCUGGAAUGGUCCAUAUGGUGAGUUUUUCCUCACAUGGUACUCUCAGAUGCUGCUGGACCAUGGUGAUAGAAUUCUCACAUCAGCCAAAUCAAUCUUUGACAACCCUGGGGUUAAGAUCUCAGUAAAGAUUGCUGGCAUUCACUGGCACUAUGGUUCAAGGUCUCAUGCUCCAGAACUCACAGCAGGGUACUACAACACGCGUUUCCACGAUGGCUACCUGCCCAUUGCUCAAAUGUUGGCACGCCAUGGUGCCAUUUUCAACUUCACCUGUAUCGAGAUGCGCGACCACGAGCAGCCACAGGAUGCCCUUUGUGCUCCUGAGAAGCUGGUGAAACAAGUGGCUCUAGCAACACAGAAGGCGCAGGUCGCACUUGCCGGCGAAAAUGCACUGCCACGCUAUGAUGAAUAUGCUCACGAGCAGAUCAUACGCGCAUCACAGUUGAAUGCUGAUGGUAACUCUGGUGACAGAGAGAUGUGUGCAUUCACAUACCUGAGGAUGAACCCUCAUCUGUUUGAACCAAAUAACUGGAGGAAGUUUGUGGCGUUUGUGAAGAAGAUGAAAGAAGGAAAAGGAGCAAACAAGUGCUGGGAAGAGGUGGAGAGGGAAGCAGAGCAUUUUGUGCAUAUUACACAGCCUCUUGUGCAAGAGGCUGCAGUGCUGAUGCACUGA
This is a messenger RNA of Sphenostylis stenocarpa, 1719 nucleotides long. Lineage: Eukaryota; Viridiplantae; Streptophyta; Magnoliopsida; Fabales; Fabaceae. The record is from the annotation of a GenBank genome assembly.